CAGCACAGGACAAAGUAAUUUAUUUCUUUUCCCUGGUAAGAAAAGGAACAAGGAGAAAUAGCAUGAGAGCUGAUCUUGGAGAAAAGGGAGUCAAAAGUUUCAGCUGCAGCAGCAAAGAGCAAAAUUUCUACAGCAGUACUGGGAAGUGACAGGCAUGUCACUGAUGACAGCAGCCUACAAUGAGAGGGGAGACUAGGUUUUGAUGAGAGUGUGCUUAGCAAAUCCUAGGCAAAGUCCUGUAGCAAAAGUAAAAUUGACAAGUACCUGGCCAGUUUAAAGAACUAUUUUGAGCUCAAAAUGGGAACACGGUGUGUGUAAAUCAUGAAUUACUGUUGCCUUGUGCACUCUGGGACUACCUGACGAAAGGCAAUUCAUAACAGAGCAAGGAUUUACAGUGGGGGGCGUUUGCAAGAGUGUGGUUUUUAUAAGUUUUUUUUCCUAGGUGAGUUAGGUGACUGAAUAAGUUACUCAAUUUAUCGAAUAAAGAAGCAGCAAGCUUCUUUUGAUCAUCUCAGAUACAGAUCUGCCUUUUGGAAAAUUAAUACUCAGUAGUAGUGUUACUCCAGAUGCCAAAGGAAUUUACACAGAACAUUAGAACAUGCUUGUCUCAAAUUGUAAAUACUUCUCAUAUCUCUGUUCAUUUUUUUAUAAAGGUGAGACUUAGCAUAUGUCUACAUCUUUUCUGCUUCUGUGCUGUAGCUACAGAAGAUCCUUUUUUAAGUAUUCUUUUUCUCUCAACUGUGUUGCUUCUACUUUGUAUUACAGAGAAGUUACACCAUUGAAUUAUGAUUUUUUCCAGUUACCUCAUGUCAGAACAUGGGUGUACUAAAAAAAAACCAAACAAAGACAGACCAUGGUUCAGGACCAAAUGAGAAGAGAAAAGUGGCCAGUGGAGGAGAACAAGUUAUGAGAAAAGACCAGGGAGCAGAGAUGUCAAAACACCAAUGAGUCAGCUUGGGACCAUCUGGGUGAAGCUGAAUGUUGGCCAGCUCCUGUGGAAGGAGGGGAGGGCAGGGCAGGGCAGUGGUGAGGGCUGGUGUCUGCGCUGUUCUGAAGGAACCUGUCACCUCAGAUGACUUGAGUUUCUGUCUGCUAGUGCCAGAGAGCGUAAGUAGCUCUUCAAGAGCCAAUCCUUGUCCUUACAGCUCAUGACCUCAGGUAGAGCUAAGCUAACUCUGGAUUACGAGGCAGUGGCAGCUCUUCCUCAUAUUUGAUUCUGCCUCCAGACCCACCACUGUCAUUCCCCAUUUUGAAUAAGGCUGUGCAUAAGAAUGGAGGGGAGGUAUUUGAUUGAUUCCCAGCUCUCUUGCUUUGAAACUGUUGUAGAGACAGGAGCUGCUGCUGCCACAAUGUCCAUAGAUAAGUGUGCUCACUGCUUUGAGUGGCUUGUGUACAACAGUUUGAACAGUUGUGGGCUAGUGGUAGUGCUGCAUGACAGUUUUGAUUAAGACAUUAAGUCUGAAUAAUCAAGAUUACAUGAUACAAUUUGGAAUAGAGGAGGAGCAGCAGCAUUUUGAGGCUGUCAGCAUAGAGCUGCGCUUCUCUGUGUGAAAACAGGAUGAGUUAGAGCCGUAAGCAGUCCGGGAUCACAAAGAUGAUAUCUUGGGAUGAGAACAUGCUGAGUUAGAGAUGACAUGGUUGGCUUUAUCUUGACGUCCAGCUCCCUGUUCUGUUACUUUAGGUAAUAUUUCAAUAAUCACAUUACCAGUUUCCAGCACCAACUCCCCAACUAAGAUUUUGCCAAAAACCUUAGGACCAAUCAAUGUGAAUGUUGGACCCCAAAUGAUCAUAAGCACAUCACAAAGACUGACCAAUUCAGGGAGUGUUCUGAUUGGGAGUCCAUAUAACCCAGCUCCAACAAUGGUCACCCAGACACACAUAACGGAAGCUUCUGGCUGGGUCCCAGGGGACAGAAAGCGGACUCGAGAAUUCAUAGAAUCAGAUUUUUCAGAAAGUAAGAGAAGCAAAAAAGGAGAUAAAAAUGGGAAGGGUCUGAGGCAUUUUUCAAUGAAAGUAUGUGAAAAAGUUCAACGUAAAGGAACAACUUCAUACAAUGAAGUCGCUGAUGAGCUGGUAUCAGAAUUCACAAAUUCUAACAGCCACCUAGCUACAGAUUCGCAGGCUUAUGAUCAGAAAAAUAUUAGACGGAGAGUUUACGAUGCCCUUAAUGUCCUGAUGGCAAUGAACAUAAUUUCAAAGGAGAAGAAGGAAAUCAGAUGGAUUGGCCUUCCUACAAACUCAGCUCAGGAAUGUCAGAAUCUAGAGAUAGAAAAACAGAAGCGGAUUGAAAGGAUAAAACAGAAGCGAGCCCAACUACAAGAACUGCUGCUGCAGCAAAUAGCAUUCAAAAACUUGGUACAAAGAAAUCAGCAAAAUGAACAACAAAAUCAAGGCCCUCCAGCUUUGAACUCAACAAUACAGCUGCCUUUCUUAAUAGUCAACACUAGCAAAAGAACAGUUAUAGACUGCAGCAUAUCAAGUGAUAAAUUUGAAUACCUCUUUAAUUUCGAUAACACUUUUGAGAUUCAUGAUGACAGUGAGGUGCUGAAGAGAAUGGGAAUGUCCUUUGGGCUUGAGGCAGGCAAAUGCUCAGCUGAGGACCUAAGAACUGCAAAAUCCCUGGUGCCAAAAGCUUUAGAAGGCUACAUCACAGAUAUGUCUGCAGGAUUUUCAUGGAUAAACCAAGGGUUACUUUCAAGUUCAGCACAAGCAGUUUCACAUUUAGAGGUAGCAGGAGGUACUUCUGAUGCUAAAUCAAGUGAGAAUCCAGGGUUGUGUUUGGAUGCUGAAGUGGCCUUAGCAACUGGGCAGUUUCUUGCCCCUAGCAGUCAACAGUCCAGCAGUGCAACAUCACGCCACUCUGAAUCACGGGGAGAAACUCCAUGCUCAUUCAAUGAUGAAGAUGAAGAGGAUGAAGAUGAGGAUUCUUCCUCCCCAGAAUAAGGACAGCAGAAAACAGAAUACACAAAAUGCUGCUCAUAAAUAUUCUUAAUGGGAGGUCCUGCUUGGAUUUUACUUAAAAGUUUCUUGCCUUGGUUUGCACUGUGUUCAGUGAAGCAAAAUGGAAGCUUCAAACAAAUUCAUCCACAGCUGAAAUUGAAAACUUUUUGUAACUGAACACAGAGUGACACGCAGACACAGAGAAAAGUGUUUUUUAUCAACUAUAACCAAGGAAAAGAACAAAGUCCCUGGAGAUUUGGCAAAGUAAACAUCAAGUUCACAUUUUCCGUUUUGGGACAUUGUCUCAAGUCUCUGUCUUCCCCUUAUCUUUACCAGAUGGAGAAGAAAACAAGAGUCAGUCAACAAACACCAAUUCGUGCAUUCUCUUUUGGCUGUGCUACCUUUAGAAAAAGGGGGAAGAGAGAGCAUGCGCAAAUGCGCUAAAAUAGCUAUUUAAAACUAUCUUAUAUGAAAAUUGUUCUAGGGCAAAGGGGCUGUUAGAAUGUUUGCUUUUUUCUGUUCAACUUGCUGUAUAGAAGAUUCUUAAAGUAAUAUAAAUUGCAAGUGAUUAAA
Harpia harpyja (harpy eagle) is the source of this 3513-nucleotide messenger RNA. It is a transcript of the gene TFDP2, whose product is annotated as transcription factor Dp-2. Gene Ontology annotation, cellular component: nucleus; transcription regulator complex. The transcript is spliced from 11 exons. Gene Ontology annotation, biological process: regulation of cell cycle; regulation of transcription by RNA polymerase II. The record is from RefSeq and is a predicted model, not a curated record. Lineage: Eukaryota; Metazoa; Chordata; Aves; Accipitriformes; Accipitridae. Bases 1783 to 2943 code for a protein of 386 amino acids. Gene Ontology annotation, molecular function: DNA-binding transcription factor activity, RNA polymerase II-specific; RNA polymerase II transcription regulatory region sequence-specific DNA binding.